Messenger RNA from Manduca sexta (tobacco hornworm), 3245 nucleotides. It is a transcript of the gene PH4alphaEFB, whose product is annotated as prolyl 4-hydroxylase subunit alpha-2. The coding region runs from base 385 to 2043 and encodes 552 amino acids. Gene Ontology annotation, molecular function: protein binding; iron ion binding; L-ascorbic acid binding. The record is from RefSeq and is a predicted model, not a curated record. The transcript is spliced from 14 exons. Lineage: Eukaryota; Metazoa; Arthropoda; Insecta; Lepidoptera; Sphingidae. Gene Ontology annotation, biological process: peptidyl-proline hydroxylation to 4-hydroxy-L-proline. Gene Ontology annotation, cellular component: endoplasmic reticulum.
AAAAUGUCAAUGAUAAUGUGAGAUGAAAGCUUGAAGCUUUUGCGAUAAAUGUUUCCGUAUCCAGCUAGUUACAAUUUUUGAAUAAUGUAUAAAUUUAAUUCAUCUUGAUGAAUGUGAAUUAUUUUUAAAUUGAAAAUGUUGCACAACAAAGUGCAUAUACACUAGAGUUUUUAAAGAGACGCCUACUUCCUGAACUGAAAUCUAAAAGUGCCUAUGUCAGCUAGCUUUAUUGUAACUAUUUAAUUUUGCUGAAGUUGAAGUGUUCGUGGACGUACAAAAAAAAAAUCAUAUAAUAAUAAUCUCCGUGGUCUUAUUAAAUUGUGAUUGACUGCUGUACUUUCUAUUGAAGAUUUCUAUUGAGACCAAACAAAAGUGGCGAUUAAGAUGAGAUCGUUACGAGUAUUUUGCUUGACUCUACUCCUAGAGGUGUGUAUGUGGACGCGCGCUGAACUCUUCACAGCCAUAUCGGAUGUAGAACCGCUUCUAGAAACGCACAAAAGAAUUAUAGAUGACUUAGACUUCUACAUCCAGAAAGAACAGAAAAGACUUAUGAUUUUAAAACAACACUUAGAUCUCUACAAGGAAGAACAUGAAAGAGCUAUGGAAGAUAUUCCCAACUAUUUGGGAAAUCCAAUUAAUGCUUUCACUCUCAUAAAAAGACUGACAACGGAUCUGGACUUAAUUGAAGAUAGCAUUAAAAUUGGGACCGAAUACAUCAAGAACAUAACAAUAAACCACGAGGAUGUGAAAUAUCCCACGCUAGAAGAUCUCACUGGUGCUGCGCAGGCGCUCACUAGAUUACAAGUCACUUACAAUCUGAAUGUACGAGAUCUUUCUGAAGGAAUGUUGAACGGAGUUUCUUAUAGCGACCGUACGUCAAUGACAGCGAGCGACUGCUACGAGUUAGGCCGAGCACUGUACAACGAGAAAGAUUAUGAAAACUCCCUGAGUUGGAUGAAGGAAGCUCUGCGCAAAUAUAAGAAUGAAAACAAGCGGUAUCAAUUUACUGAAGCCGACAUAUUGGAGUACAUUGGAUUCUCGUACUACUUGAAAGGCGAUGCGAAGACAGCAAUAGAGUGGACUAAGAAGCUGUUGGCCAUCGAUCCGAAACAUCCUCGCGCUAAAGGCAACAUCCCACAUUACCAGAAGGCUCUCGCCGACCAAGCGGCGGAUCUUAAGAAGAAACAACGCGGCGACACAGGCGAGGAAACACAAGACGAGGAACGGAAAAAGAAAUUAUCAGCUUAUGAGAAAGAGAGACGUACUUAUGAAGCGCUUUGUCGAGGUGAAAUGGUUAUACCGCAGGAAAUAGCUAAAAGGUUGAAGUGCUGGUACCUCACGGAGAACCAUCCGUUUUUAAAACUGGCGCCGAUAAAGGUCGAACAGUCAUACAUUACUCCUGAUGUGUUUAUAUUCCACGAAGUACUGAGCGACAGUGAAAUAGAGCACAUCAAGGCAAUGGCUAAGCCUAGGUUCAAGCGCGCCGUAGUGCACGACCCCAGGACCGGCGAGCUGGUGCCGGCGCACUACCGCAUCGGCAAGUCGGCGUGGCUGCGCGACGACGAGGCCGACGUCAUCGCGCGCGUGUCGCGCCGCGUCUCCGACAUGACCGGCCUCAGCAUGGACUUCGCCGAGGAGCUGCAGGUCGUCAACUACGGCAUCGGCGGCCACUACGAGCCGCACUACGACUUCGCACGGAAGAAGGAACAUGCAUUCGACAAAGUCAGUGGAAACAGAAUAGCCACCGUAUUGUUUUACAUGUCGGAGGUGGCGCAGGGCGGCGCCACGGUGUUCACGGAGCUGGGCCUGAGCCUGUUCCCGGUGAAGCGCGCCGCCGCCUUCUGGCUGAACCUGCACCCGUCGGGCGAGGGCGACCUCGCCACGCGCCACGCCGCCUGCCCCGUGCUGCGCGGCUCCAAGUGGGUUUCCAACAAAUGGAUUCAUCAAGGAGGCCAGGAACUCCUGAAGCCGUGCAAUCUGGAAUAUCAGGAGGAAGGCAUCGUCCGCAAAAUCCCGCGGCCCAUCCCGAAGUCGUCCAGGUAGAGCCACGAGUCGCUUUUUAUGUUUUUAUUAAUGAAACAGAACUGAUACAGUCAAAACUUAGGUAUAUGUGUAAGGCAAUUGUCAUAUUCUAUUAGGCUUAUACCAAAUUAUGGCGGAUUAUAAAAAUAAAUUUGAGGGAGGUUUGAAGUCUUAUAAACCCCUUGAUUCGCUCGUACACCAAAAUGUAUGAUGAUUGUAAAAUGUGCUGUUGAUCUGUAAAUUAAUAUUAUAUUAAUGAUGCAUUUAAAUUCAUAUGUAAGUGUAGAAAUAUUCGUAUUGUAAGUGAUCGUAAGUUGAUCCAGUGAUUGUAUACCAAGCGCACAUAUUAACCACAAAGGUGGGACAUAUCAGUACAAAUGUCUAGCAGAAUACAUUAUCAAUUCUCUAAGUUAUUGUCUAUUAUUAUUGUCUAUCGUACGUAGUUCUUAUGGGAUAUGCCUCUAGCCUUGACAUUUUUAGUGAUAUUUUAAAAUUCUCUUGCCACGAGGUAUAACUUGCACGAUUUUUCGCGGUUCCAUUGCGCAAGUAAGCCGCAAGACGGAACUUAUAUGCAGCUUUAGUACUAGAAACAUAAGCAAGCUGCAAGUUGAAUGCGGGUAGUUUGAACAACACGCAAGUAUGUUAUACCUGCAAGCUCUUGCACAAUGGUACCGCGGCUUCUAAUUAUUAUAACGUAAUGGCUUAAUUUAAUAUAUAGUAACUAAUUGAGGCUUCACUGUUACCACUGUUAGUCGGUUUAUAAUAUUAUUUUUGGAUUCUAGUGUCCGAUAUUGCUUUAGCGCCUUAUUAAUUAUUGAUACGAUUUAUUGCGUAAUUUGUCAAACUUAUAUUAUUAGCCGUUUCCAAAUAUACAAUAAAUGUGUGAAGUUAGUGAAAACUUAGCCUUACACAUAUAGGGACUAAUUAAUUAUAAUUAAGUAGAUGUAUUACUAUGUAUAGUAAAAUUAUUAUGUGCAUACAGGUGAAGUUUUUACUACUUACAUACAAGUAAUGAAUACUGUAGGUAAUUUUGUAACAUGAUUUCGGGUAAUUAAAUUUGAAGGCAUUUUGUUUCUUUAUAUUUGCAUUUAGAAAUGAGUUCAUGGUCAUAUAUGGUUUUUAAACAAUGAUACAAAUACCCAAUUUAUAUUGUAAAUUAAAUAUUCAAUGUACAAAUAUUUCAUUUUUAUCUAAGUAUACGUAAAUAGAUGACAUUUUGUAUA